Messenger RNA from Protomyces lactucae-debilis, 279 nucleotides. RefSeq lists its product as uncharacterized. The record is from RefSeq and is a predicted model, not a curated record. Bases 1 to 279 code for a protein of 92 amino acids. The transcript is spliced from 2 exons. Lineage: Eukaryota; Fungi; Ascomycota; Taphrinomycetes; Taphrinales; Protomycetaceae.
AUGUCUCAAUCGCAGAACGACGCGCGUCUCGAUGAGCUCGCUGGCAAAGUCUCUGCCCUGCGCGGCGUGACCAUCGACAUUAAUCGUCAAGCGGCCGACCAUUCUUUCAUCGACGCCAACGCCGAACGCUUCAGCAACUUCUCCACAAGCAUCAAAGCCACAGCCAACAAGCUCGGUCGUGUCGCCUCUACCAAUGGCUUCAAAUGGCAGCUCAAAGCAAGCGCUUGUGUCGUCGGUGCUGUCCUUGCGCUCUACUUUCUCUGGGGACUCAUCUUUUAA